Molecule: messenger RNA, 751 nt
Organism: Exaiptasia diaphana
Lineage: Eukaryota; Metazoa; Cnidaria; Anthozoa; Actiniaria; Aiptasiidae
Product: sperm-associated antigen 17
Exons: 2
Coding region: 17-751 (244 amino acids)
Biological process (GO): axonemal central apparatus assembly; epithelial cilium movement involved in extracellular fluid movement
Cellular component (GO): axonemal central apparatus
Source: RefSeq, a predicted model, not a curated record
CCGUUAUUUACAGUUCAUGAAAGACGAUGGCGUGCAGGUUCUUUUUGCUGAUGGUGCGACCAGCAAAUGUCAGCUAUAUCCAUCAAACCAACUCCCCAGUCCUGCUGUAGUGAAUAAACCUCCCGAGGCCUCCCRUGCAAAGAAGGGCCCUAGAACGACGUCAUCGCAGAAGUCUUCUGAAGACCCUCCAGUACCCGUUUUGUCUUUACCGGAUCAGGUCCCUCAGUGGAUUAGUACUGGUAUAGGGGGAGCGAGGGUUGGGAACAAGGAAGACGGACAGAUCGAGUCGAUCGACGGUGUAUUGUAUUCAGUUGCCACGUGUGCAGAGACUGGUCAGGUUCUUCGUACCCGAGAGGACAACGUUGUAACAGUCGAACGUCCCGACGGCAGCUUGGUUGUUGAACACGAAGACGGAACACGUAUCACUACAUUUUAUCAUCAAAUUGAACGUCAGACRCAGGUCCCUGAUAAUGAGACCGGAGAUCAAGCACAGUACGACACGUUCCAAGGAAAAUUCGUUAAGGUCGAGUGUCCUGGGUUCGCUGCACUUGUAUUCAACCUGACCGAGGGGUCUUGUGGGACAGUGUUUGGUAAUGGGGUCAAUAUUGAGACAUGCGCAGAUGGGAUUACUACUAUUGAUAGGCCUGAUGGAACACAACUGCACAUUGACGAUAGAGGUACUUUUACUGUACUGUCGAUUCCACACAUCAAUGCACUGCUUUUAAAACUGAACUUCAAAUCAAGAUUGUGA